Chlamydomonas reinhardtii is the source of this 2188-nucleotide messenger RNA. RefSeq lists its product as uncharacterized. The coding region runs from base 272 to 1768 and encodes 498 amino acids. The record is from RefSeq and is a predicted model, not a curated record. NCBI's taxonomy places the organism in Eukaryota, Viridiplantae, Chlorophyta, Chlorophyceae, Chlamydomonadales, Chlamydomonadaceae. The transcript has 3 exons.
CGCCAGACAAGCUGAUGACGAUAAUACGCCAUGCCAGCGCCUGGAAAGAACCGCCGCCCAAAAGGAAACCUAGGGGGCCUGCACAGGUGAUGCAAGCGUCAGCCGCAAGUUCAACUUCGGUGACCCACCCUGAACCUCCUCCACUUCACAAAGCGCGCCACCCACUGACCAGAUGGCAACAAAGUGCUCCAGCUUAGCCGCCUUGAGCUGUGCGGCCCACAGCUGCUGCAGCCACGUCCUCGCCUGCGCAUAAGCUGGACACUCCAGGAAGAUGUGCGUCAGGCUGGCCCACGCCCGCGGGCCAGGUGGCCCGCAGGCGGGGGUGCUUGUUGUCGGUGGGGACUGGAACGGUGUCACCGAUGCCAGUCAGGAGGCGGCCCCUAGCCCGUCACGUGCUGCAGGUGCCCCGCAACUUGCCAGCCUCCUCGCCCAGUUCAGUCUGGUGGACCCUUGGGCGAGCAAGCGUGGCGGCGCCAAGGGCUACACGCAUCCGGCCACACCCAAGCCGGCCUCUCCCGCACGCCUGGAUCGGUGGUAUGUCAGUGCCACCGCGGCGCCGUGGGUGCUGGAUGUCGCACGCACGUAUGGGGCGCCUGGGGACCACAACGGUGUGCUGCUCACCCUGUCCUUGCCCGACCUGCCACAUGCGCACCGGGAGCAGUGGCGCUUCCCCACAUACCUGCUGUUUCACCCCUCGCUGCGUCUGGAGCUCGAGCAGCGCUUGGAGGCGCACGUUGCCGCAAAUCCCGUGACCAGUACAGGUGACGGCGCUUGCACGCAAUGGGAGGCGGACAAGUUCUUCUUGCGGGAGGCCGCCACCAGCUACACCAGCAUCCACCGUCGGCAUGCACGCCAGACCCGGGACGGGCUGCAUGGCGUGGUGCUGGCCGCAGACGCGGCCGCUGCCCUGGCCGACCGGCCGGGUGCCAGCGCCGCGCAGCGUCAGGCUGCGGCCCUGGCCAACUUGGUGGUGCGGGAGGAGCGGGCAGCUGCCGCAGCGGCCAGCCACAAUGCCCGCGCUGCACUGAUGGAGGAGCAUGGGGAGCGGGGCACUCGCUGGUUCCAUCGGCAGGCUGACGAGCCAGCAGCCGGCGCGCAGGAGCCCAUCACGCACUUGAAGGUGCCGGGGCAACCGGCGCCUGUGGCGCUCACGGGGCCGGGCACGCGCAACACUGUCUCCGCAGCCGCCGCAGCCAUGUACAGCAGCACCAGCCCCACCGGCCUGUUCCGCGUGCAGCCGGUCUGUACGGCGUCGCAGCAACAGCUUCUGGCGGCCAUUGACCGCAAGGUUCCGGCGGAUCUGCAGGCCGCCGCAGAGGGGUCCGGUGACGGCGCCCUCAGUGAUGCAGAGCUGAUGGCAGCGCUGGCUGGCUCCGCCAAUGGUAAAGCGCCUGGGUCGGACGGGGUCCCGUACGAGGUGUACAAGGUUUUCUGGGCGCUGCUGGGUCCACGCUUGUGUGCUGCUGCUGCCGCUGCCUUUGCUGCCCCUGCAGACGCCCACGAUGGUGGUGAAAUGGCGGCGGCGCUGCCCGCCUCCUGGCGGGAGGGCAUCAUCACCGUCAUCUACAAGGGCAAAAGCCUGGACCGCGCGGAGCUGGCGUCCUACCGGCCCAUCACGCUGCUCAACUGCGACUUCAAGAUGGUGUCCAAGGCCGUCAGCGCCCGCCUGCAGCCCGCCCUGGAUGCAGUUCCUGGGUUCGAAUCCCGGUCACCCCACCAGGAAGGGCCCUGGUUUACCAAAACCCAUCCACACCUUGGUGGUGUGUAGACCCCCCCUGUGGUGCAGGGAGUCUCUGGGGUACAAGGCUGGAGCUCUGGGCCUGCAACUGGAGAGCUUUCAAGUUCAAGAUCCAAGAUUCAAGUGGAGCUCUGGGCCUGUCAACUGGAGAGCUCUAGAUGAUCUGUGUGGUCAAGGCAGUGGCUGUAGUUGUCACCUAGCUGUUGAGAACUCCAGUAGGUGUGUGGUGUCACCUGGCUGUUGAGGUUUCCAGUAGGUGUGUGGUGGAACAAACUUCUCUUCUCUUCUCUGAUCUCAGGCCCUAUCAAGGUUCUGUGAUAUGAUCCAGGCUGCCUUGGCAGUAGGGUGGUAGUGCGUCUACCACUGCAACCUUGUAAGGAUGACUUUAAAAAAAAAAAAAGUUGUGGAUGAGCUGCAGACCCCUGUUCAACCUUGUAAGGAUGAUUCCUC